CCUGGGGCUGGGGGACACCAAGCUGCUGGGCAGCUCGGCAGCCCAACCUUACGCCUGGACACGAUGCAGCCUAGCAGGCGCAGCCUUCCUUUCCCUCUGAACUGCCAGCUUGUAAGGGUUGGAACUGCUGAAUAUGGAGGUGCCUCGGAUCAGAGCGAUCAGCAGCUGGACUGCGCCUUGGACCUGAUGAGGCGCCUGCCUCCACAGCAGAUUGAGAAAAACCUCAGUGAUCUGAUCGACCUGGUCCCCAGUCUGUGUGAAGAUCUCCUGUCUUCUGUUGACCAGCCCCUGAAAAUUGCCAGAGACAAGGUGGUGGGCAAGGAUUACCUUUUGUGUGACUACAACAGAGACGGGGACUCCUAUAGGUCACCGUGGAGUAACAAGUAUGAUCCUCCUUUGGAAGAUGGGGCCAUGCCAUCUGCUCGGCUCAGAAAGCUGGAGGUAGAGGCCAACAAUGCCUUCGACCAAUACCGAGACCUGUAUUUUGAAGGUGGUGUCUCCUCAGUCUACCUCUGGGAUCUUGAUCAUGGCUUUGCUGGAGUGAUCCUCAUAAAGAAGGCUGGAGAUGGAUCAAAGAAGAUCAAAGGCUGCUGGGACUCCAUCCACGUGGUAGAAGUGCAGGAGAAGUCCAGCGGCCGUACCGCCCAUUACAAGUUGACCUCCACGGUGAUGCUAUGGCUGCAAACCAACAAAUCCGGCUCGGGCACCAUGAACCUGGGAGGCAGCCUAACCAGACAGAUGGAGAAAGACGAAACUGUGAGUGACUGUUCCCCACACAUAGCCAACAUCGGGCGCCUAGUGGAGGACAUGGAAAACAAAAUCAGAAGCACGCUGAAUGAGAUCUACUUUGGAAAGACAAAGGACAUCGUCAACGGGCUGAGAUCUCUUGAUGCUAUCCCCGACAACCACAAGUUUAAGCAGUUGCAGAGGGAGCUUUCUCAAGUGCUGACCCAGCGCCAGGUCUACAUCCAGCCUGAUAAUUGAGCCGACCCAGGUCUGUGCAGACGUUUGCAGACAAAUCAAAGCAAGAAGCGCUUAAGAAUGACCUGGUGGAGGCCUUGAAGAGGAAGCAGCAGUGUUAAGACCUCCGCUUCUGCUAACCGGACACGCCAUGCACUCGUUAGGUUCCUUUCUUUAGAAAACUCAUUUUCUGCUCCUUCUCCCUCUUCCUUUCCCUCCCUGACAGGUCAUAUAACAGUUUGCAUCGACUACGCAGCGCCAUCUCUCCCCCAAAAUAAAGUCCGAUAACCACCCUCCUCUGGCUCCAAGGCCUGCUUCCCACGA
Molecule: messenger RNA, 1284 nt
Organism: Mastomys coucha (southern multimammate mouse)
Lineage: Eukaryota; Metazoa; Chordata; Mammalia; Rodentia; Muridae
Gene: Capzb
Product: capping actin protein of muscle Z-line subunit beta
Exons: 10
Coding region: 64-984 (306 amino acids)
Biological process (GO): actin cytoskeleton organization; regulation of lamellipodium assembly; barbed-end actin filament capping
Cellular component (GO): cytoplasm; F-actin capping protein complex
Molecular function (GO): actin filament binding
Source: RefSeq, a predicted model, not a curated record